This is a messenger RNA of Cylindrotheca closterium, 792 nucleotides long. NCBI's taxonomy places the organism in Eukaryota, Bacillariophyta, Bacillariophyceae, Bacillariales, Bacillariaceae. The record is from the annotation of a GenBank genome assembly.
AUGGCUGGCAGCAAAGUACAUCUUCCUCGCAAGGCAAAGAAGAAUGCCCAAGUCAAGAAUGCCUGCCAACCUCUCACAGCCGGAAAACACAUGGAAGCUUUGAAAGAAGGACGAGAAAAGGGAUUGGGCAGUGAUUGGCGGGCGGCUUACAAUUCUUCACGAGAUGUUGUUGUCUGGAUUUGCCCAAACACUGGCAAAGCUUAUGAUCGAAUGUCCAAGGCACUCCAUGGGGAAAAAAACAAGGGGUCUUCAGCCUCUGAGCUGUCCAGCAAGAAUGAGGGCAAACGAUUACAAAUGCCUCCCGCUGAGGAUGCUUUCAGGAGUCAUGCCAAGAAUGACAGCCAAAAGGAUGACUCUCUAGUCUCAGAAAAGAAGUCCCAUCCAACGCAACGUCAAUUGAAGAUUGGAGCUACCACAGACUCCAAAAAGGCAAAGUCGACUUUUCGUCUCAAACGACAGCUUGAUGAAGCCUUUGAUAGCAACGACAAGGGAACGACUCGGAAAAAGUCCAAAAGCAGCAGCAUGAAUAAUGAUGAUUCUCCUCUUCGUGUCAGUCCCACCAAGAAGAAGAGAGGUCCUGGUCGUCCACCUAAACUUAAGAAGAAAGGGCGUGGGCGUCCACGAAAAGUUGCAAUCCACGAUCAGGACAGGACGAUUACUGGUGAUUUUGAGACAAAGGAAGCAUCUCUCAGUCCUACUGCCGCUCCAAAGCGAAUGACUGCUCCAGAAGUUGUCGCUGAUGACGACAAGAUGAGUGGUGGUGAUAGCAAGGCAUCACCUUCCAGCCCUUAA